UAUGAGGGCUUAUUUUCUUGACCAGCAACCAUGUUAUCUCUCGCUCUGGUGUUUCAGCUCAGCCUAUAUGAACAGUUUGCAAAUCGGCCGGGUCGCUGUGAUGGAUCAAUCACAUCGCAUGAGCUGACGCAAAUGACCCUGCUCUCUUUCAAGAACUCUUUCAAAACGAACAUGGCGGCAACCUAACGUUUGGCCAAAAUGACUGUGGAUCGUUUCGCGAGAAAAGAUCCCACCUUUUCGGACCGAGGAGGCGAGAUUCGGCGUUUCGAAACGAGGAGUCCUUGCGCUUUUCACCAGAGCGAGCGGCGAGACACGGGCUUUUCCGCGCUGUAGCGGCUCUGCGCAAAAGGGGAGAGCGGAACCCAUGACAGACGAGCAGGGAGAGACAUGUUGCUACAGAUAGCUGGGUUUUUCUCCGGUGAAGCACGGGGAGAGGGGACUCGACAAUGAAAGCAGUAAUCCCCCUGAACACAGCAACUGAUCGUUAAUCGCGGAGGUGAGCCACGACCGCUCGUCAGCAGCCAUCGUUUAGUGGGCAAAACUCAAGGCAGACCUCCCGUCAAUGACUAUUGUGGCAGAAAAGCCCCCACGGUGGAGUCAGCCAGAGCUGCGCUUUCCCAAAAUAUGACCAGCGGUGCUUGGAAGUGUCGGCAGCGAGAUGACGGCUUAAAAAUUUGGUGUGCUCCCCGCGAGAACGAGAAGCCAUUCACCGACUCCGAGAGGGCCCAGCGAUGGCGAUUGUCCUUAGCGUCCCUCUUAUUUCUAACCGUUCUGCUUUCUGAUCAUCUGUGGUUCUGCGCCGAGGCCAAACUGACAAAGACCCGAGACAAGUUAGCUUCAGUGGACAUGAGCGCAAACCACAGACCCGACCUCCCUUCAACACACAGCAGCCUCAGAAGAAAUGAAGAUGCUAUUUUUGUAGUCAAUUCUACCAAACCUUUGUGGCAACUAGAAACUUGCCACCCGGAUGGUUUGUCUGAAAACUGCUUCACUUUUGUCGACGCUGACCACUUGUGCAGGGGCCUUUCGCAAACGGAGGGGACGCGCGGGAUGAACAUAAGCGAUUUGUACCUUUCCUUUUGUAAUUCGUACUCUCUUAUGGAUUUGCUUUACGGCUCGUUAAGUCCGGACAAUUUGAACUGCAGCCUUGACGUGAUCGUGGACGGCGACCUAAACAGGUGCAGUCUGUGCGUUCAGGCGUACCAGCGUUAUGACCUGCACGCGCAGGAGAAAUAUGAGGAUUUUGAGAUGAUGGCAGACAAAUACGAGACGGAUGUGUACUCAGUAAGGACGUGCAUGGAAGAAUGCAAGACUGUCUACAGGCCCUGGCUCUGCGCUCAGUAUUUCCAGAGUCCUCAGUCAGGUUGCAGUCAUAAGAUUCCCUGUGAACAGUACUGUCUUGAGGUCCAGCAGAGGUGUCCGUUCAUAUUGCCUGACAAUGAUGACCUUAUACAUGGUGGAACUCCCAGUUUUAUAUGUGCAGGGAUCAAACCAAACAUCAACCAGGAGCCAGAGUGCUGUGAUGUGCGGUGGGACCAGAAGUCCAAGAACCGCUCCCGUGGCACUUUAAAAAGAACUCACCCUUCCUGCCAGCACACAUCCGUGACCUCCCCGGGGGCUCCGCGGCACGGGCAGGGCCGGCUGAAACUUUGCUUGCUGGUCCUAGUUCUUCUCCACACUGUGGCUACCAUGACGGCCAAUCAGAACUCGACCUGCCUGACCGCCAUAUUUCCACUGGACGACAACGCCCCUAGAGAAGAGUGAUUGGACGAUGCUGGGCUGGACAGCUCUAGCGUAUCCGCAUGCUCCAACACAUCUCACUUCGGGCUUGUCAGUAAAGAAGCCCAGCACUCAGAGAGAAGUUGAGUGUACCGGCUCUAAGUGAUGCUAACAGUCUCAACCAGAGAACAUUUAACCACACUUGUCAUCAGCACUUUGUGGGGUUUGGGGAAAACAGCGAACAAGACAUGGGACAAAAGAUACACAUAAUAUGAAGAGCCAGAACAUGCCCCCACAGAGACUUCUCACUCUCUUCUGGAACACACAUUGACACACACACACACACACACAAAAUGUCAUUUCACUUUGCACUAGGAGAUUAUCUAACUUUUCCCUUUUAGUUUCAGCUGUUAUUUUCACUUCAAGAUGGUUUUGACUUCUGUUCAGUGGUUUCGGAGCAACCUGGAAAGUGACUUGAGGUUCCAUGGUCUUGUCAAAUUCUCUCUUUAUAUGUUGCGUGCCAGUAUUUAGUGUAUUUUGAGAGUGAGUGUCACACCACAAAGUCAUCAGCACCAUUCAGACAGGAUACAGGCUACAGAUUCAUGUUUCUUUAAAAUGCAUUCAUUUUCAUCCUGAAUAAUUUUUUUUUUAUUUUUUAUCUUAGAUGUACUCAAAGCCUCAAAAUCAAAGCAGCAAUUUUCUUCUCCACCUCCUAAGAAACAGAUACAGCCACCUCGCAUUAUAUUAGAAAAUUAUGAUUAGUCCCCUAACUGUAUGAACUGUAUGAGUUUACUGCAGUUUAUCUUAACUACCAUGAGAUAGUUCUGUUUAUUCCAACAUCUUCAUCUCCAUAUCAUGUACAUGACUUACUAUGAUUUGUACAUGCUCAGAAAAAAUAAAUAAAAAAACAACAACAUAAGUACAUAAUCACAUAAGCUGUCACUGUACCCUUUCAAAAGGUACUAAUAUGUACCUUUAAGAUAAUGAUAUGAACCUAUUAGGGAUACGGUCCUAGUGACAGCUUUUUUACUUUUUUUUUUUCUUUUCUGAGAGUGUAUAGACUCCAGAGUGUAAAGACCCCAUUGUGUUGGUACUCAUUUAAAUACAAAUAUAGUCUACAACAGGUCAAAAUCAUCAAAUGAACAGGGCUUUGGCACACAACUGUAAAGGAGGAGGAUGAUAAGUAUUUUCAUACAUGAUACUACUUUAUUAUGCACUUUAUUCAUUUAAUAAUGUGCUAAACCCUUCAGCCUUUCUGCAUUAAUUGCAUCUUAGAUGUUCUGUGGAAGCAUCAGUUUUUCAGUAUGUGGUCCUCAUGUAAUUCUUAGCAUCAACAAUGUUUAUAUCUUUACUCAUUGCAUGACAAUUUGAAUGCGUUCAUUUAACAGUUUAUAUGUGAAGCUGGUUUAACUAAGGUUAACUACCACAGUUCAUGUGUGAAUGGAAUUGAAAUAGCUGAACAGAAUGUGCUGCUCCAUCAUAAUAAUACACAAUUACACUGUAAUUUUACCAUCAUUUCCCUGUCAGAAAUAACUAUCUAUUGUGUAAAGGGCUUAGCAAAUAGUAGUGUGAGGAGAAGGAGUUAAGGGCUUAUUCUACAUUUCUCCUUCUGUGUGGUUGUUGUCUUCAGUGUUUGAGUGUAAUGGCUAAUAGGGAUUAUGUGUUGUUUUGCCUUUGUCAGGACCUUAUUUUCUGACUAUCCUUGUAUACUGUGCAUUCAACACUUUCCUUUGGUCAUUAUUUUCUUGUGUGUUUAAAGAGUAAAUUCACUACCGCUAAAUGAAUUCUUGUAAAGUUAAAUUCAAAUUACUCAAGAGCAGAGAUGCACAGAGUGACUGGUGACAAUGGCCCAGGUGUACAAUUCUUAGGGGAAACUACCAGUAAAUGCCCCUUUUCGAAUACUAUUUUUUUUUGUGUGUGUGUGUAUAGGCUAAUUUGAGAAAUAUCAAUAUACAAUAAUAUACUACACUUCACAAAACUGGAAACUUAAAAUUGCAGAAUCUCUAAAGUCAAACAGAGAUGUCUUGUUAAUUAAAACAUAUAAAGCAACACAAGCACUAUUUUAUGCACAGGUCCCCUGGUUCUCUGUUUUAAAGCCAUUGUCCAAAAACAUACAUUCUGUAUGUCUCUGCUUUAGAGUAAAUUUAACUGUGCAAGUGAUUAAAUGUUCUUGGUUUUACUCUAAAUCUUCUCUGUCAGUGUUUCUAAGUUGUUUUUGAGAACAUGUGUCCAUUUAUUCCACAUAAAUUUGUUCAUUAGUGUCUUAAUUUCUUAAUUUUUCACUAUCAAAUGAUGUACAAUGCUAACUUAAAGGAUGUCAAUUUUCACAGAUGACUUUGUUAAAUUGUAAUGAUCAUUCAGUGGAAACGUUAUGCCUUCAUCCAGUGUAAUAGAUAUAUAUAUUGAACAUACAAAGAACAGCAUGACAAAGUCUUGCAUAACAUUUUGUUUUCUUUCCUUUUAUUUUAAUGUAUUUGUUUUAUCACACUAUUCAGAUGAGUGAUGAACACAUGAGCACCACUGAUUUAAAAGCUCAUCUUGUCACAAUCUCUUGCUGGGGUGCCCGUGAGCUGUGCUAGAGGGCAUCUCAUUCUGUACCUUUUACUAUUCGCCCUGGACUCAUCACCUCAUCAAUCUCACACCAUAAGAAUAACGCACACAAGAGCUAACAUCGCUGGUUAUUGAAUGUUUUCGAAGUUUCCUAUGUGUUCCUUGUUUUCCAAGUUUCCUAGUUUUAACUUGCCUUAGUGUUUUUGACCCUGGACUGUUUCAUUGAUUCUGAUUGUUUGGUGUCUGCCCUCACCAUUGCCCGUUGUCUGGAUUACUCUUUUGUAGGGAUGGCUGAUGUGAAACUGAUGUUUCGACACGAUGUCGAGAUCCUGAAGCACAGAUGUUUGAAACACUGCUCCGAAGUGUGAUUCGAAACACCCAUGACACGUGACUUAGGCGAUUCAAAGCAUCAGGGCAUUUCACAAGUGUUUCGAGAUCUGAAUCUGCUCUUGAUCGACAGGGUUGGGAACAAACCACACAAUCGCACCUCUGUCUUAACCUAACUUCCACAAAGUAUAAAAGUGGAGUUAAUGACCACUCGGUGUCACCGUAGAGAUGGGUGUCGAAUUGUUUCGAAGCCUCUGCACAUUUGCCUCGACUGUUUCAGUGUUUCAUGAAGCCUCGCUUUGCCCACCGCUACUCUUUUGCCUCUGCCUUGGACAUAACUGUUUGCUGCUACUAGACCCUGCCUGUGUGACUAUGCCUUACUGAAUAAAGACUGCAUUGGACUCUGUUCUAGAUCAAAUUGAAAAACAUUCAAUCACCAGUGAUGUGAGCUUGUAUGUGUGCUAUUCUUAUGGUGUGAGACUGAUGAGGUGAUGAGAGCAGGUGAUUGCAGUUGACGAUAAGUCCGGGCAAAGAAUUAUGGGAAAUUGAGUCCAGGGAGAAUGGUAAAAGGUACAGGAUGGUGUGCCCUCUAACAGAGUUUGCGGGCACUACAUCUAGAGAUCGAGACACAUCUACACUUUCCCAGUAUAAUAUUAACAUAACAACACAAUAUCUAUUACACUAGGUGAAGACAACACCAACUCUUAAAUGAUCAUUAUUAUUUACAUUGUAAUGCAAAGGCAACACACAGCAACAGAGUUAUAACUGAAACUGGGUCUACUAUGAUAGAAGAUACGGGUUUGGCUGUUCAAAAAAUCAUAGAAAAUAGAGUUUGAAUUGAUAUCAAAACAGUUACAAUAAAAUACUAACAUUAAAUAAAUAAAAAACAAGCCAUUUCAGUCUCAGUAUUGCUGUAGUUACUGUGUUUUGCCUUUGCAUAGGAUUAUACAAUGAGAUCAUAUAUUUAAUUGAAAAUAUCAGGCUAUGAAUGAUCACAGAUUAUCAAGAGACUAUGAAAUUGUAUGAAUGUCCAGCUUGGAAGAGCUGCAUAGAACAUAUUGUAGUCCAUCUGAUGCUGUAGGGCAUUUGUUAAUUACCAACCUGUUUCAUGCUGACUUCAGCAUCAGAGAUUUCCUUUUUUCAGUUAUCCCAAAUGUAUUCUCUGUCACUAUACUGUAUUUCCAUUGUAAAGUCAAAGACAUUUCAUAUAUAAUCUAACCCUGAAUCUGGCCUCGCUGUAUAAGAUCCCGUUUACCAUCUAGAAUCCAUCAGUAUUUCCCAGAUAUCUCUCUUGUUCCCCUGGAUUUAUUUCCAUAGUGUCAAAAGUCACAUAACCGAUCCUCAUCCCAUCUUUGUCGAAAACUGGUUAUUCUAAUAUAAAUUUUAAGAUUUAUUUGAAUGUAGCCUGUCCUCUUUAAGGUUUUUCUGUGCUUUUGUUGUUGUUUCUGUUGUUCAGACACUUUUGUUGGUCAUGUUUAUCAAGAUUUUAAUCGACUGUUGACCACUUGUCAAAAAGUAUGAUUUACACAAUGAAUGCUCUCCUCCUCUGGAAAGGUUGCAACUGGAACCUGCGGUUUACAAGCAUAGAAAUGGACAGACAUACAGUAUAUAGAAAUAACAGUUAUUAUUACAGUGUCAUAUUGUCAUACAAUAGAUGCUUUAGUUCAACAAUUUUCUUUGAUUUUUUUUUACACAAAGACUUUGAUUAAUAUUUAUAAAUCAGUCUCACUGGUCAUGACCUUUUUUGAAGGUAAGAUGAAAAUACAGCUGCAUUUAUUAAAGUUCUGUUCUAAGGGAAAAUAAAUAGAGAUAUAAACUAUUAUGAAA
Molecule: messenger RNA, 6423 nt
Organism: Cyprinus carpio (common carp)
Lineage: Eukaryota; Metazoa; Chordata; Actinopteri; Cypriniformes; Cyprinidae
Product: NALCN channel auxiliary factor 1-like
Biological process (GO): calcium ion import across plasma membrane
Cellular component (GO): plasma membrane
Molecular function (GO): stretch-activated, monoatomic cation-selective, calcium channel activity
Source: RefSeq, a predicted model, not a curated record